Molecule: messenger RNA, 2477 nt
Organism: Mustela erminea (ermine)
Lineage: Eukaryota; Metazoa; Chordata; Mammalia; Carnivora; Mustelidae
Gene: CCDC166
Product: coiled-coil domain containing 166
Exons: 3
Coding region: 1-1272 (423 amino acids)
Source: RefSeq, a predicted model, not a curated record
AUGGCGCCCAAGAAGAAGCGCGGGCCCGGCGCGGGGCGGCGGCCGGGCGCGGCGGGAGACGGCGCCGAGCCGCGGCUGUCGGAGCGCGGGCAGUACCUGCAGCGCGAGCACGGGCUGCUGUCGGAGCAGCUGCGCGCCUGCGAGGCGCGCGUGGACCAGGUGCUGCGGGAGAACGCGGGCCUGGACCGCGAGGCCGCGCGCCUGCGCGAGGAGAACCGGCUCUACGCCAGCUACGUGAGCGCGCGCGCGCAGCGCUGCGCCCGGGCCGUCGUGCGGCUGGACGAGCAGAACCGCGUGGACCUGACGCAGAUCCACUGGCAGCGGGCCGAGCUGGCCUCGCUGUACCGCGGGCGCGAGGACGGCGUGCGCGCGCAGCUGCUGGACAUGGAGGCGCGCGCGGCGCGGAUGGCGCGCCAGGUGCAGGAGCUGCGGCCCUACAAGGAGCUGCAGCUGGAGCAGUUGGCGCGGAUCCGCGCGCUGGAGCGCGAGCUGCUGCACAUGCGCGUGGAGCACACGCAGCUGCUGCACCGCGUCAAGGGCCGCUUCCUGGAGGACAAGGCGGCCUUCGAGCGCGAGGCGCGGCAGCGGGUGCAGUCCCUGGCGCGGCGCGCGGAGCGGGAGGCGGCGCGCGCGCUCGUCCUGCACACGCAGGCCGUCCGGGCUGACAACGCGCGCCUGCGGCGGGAGCUCCUGCGGCUCCUGCGCUGGGCCCAGCUGCUGCACGACACGCGGCGCCGGCUCCUGGAGCAGCGGGAGCAGCUGCGGCGCGAGCACGAGGACACCCGGGACCUGGCGCGGGUGCAUGGCUGGCUGCGCCGCGGCCGCGACGGACCGCCGCUGUGGCAGCCGCCGCCGCCGCCCGCCUCGCGCCCCGGGUCCUUCGCCCCCUCCACAGCGCCAUCGAGCGUGGCUCCUCGGGCCCCGUCGCGCGCGGGCCCCAGGAUCCCAUCGCAGGCCCCGUCGAAGGCCGGUUCCCGAGUUCCAUCCCAGCACUCAUCGCGCGCGGGCUCCCGGGUCGCGUCCCUGAUCCCGCCGCACCGGGGCUCCCGGGACCCGUCCUUGACCCCGUCCCGCCCGGGCUCCCGGGUCGCGUCCCUGAUCCCGCCGCACCGGGGCUCCCGGGACCCGUCCUUGACCGUGUCGCGCCCGGGCUCCCAGGUCUCUUCGAGGUUCUCCUUACCUGGGCCCGCACACAGCACGACUCCCUCCGCUCAGCCUGUCCCGGGCCCAGGCUCUUCCCGUCCCGCGGUCGAGGGAGACGGCGGGCGCUGACGCCGCGGCGGAAGGCGAGUGCGGGCGAGCGGGCUCGGACGGCGGGCGCGGGCGGGGCAGGUGAGCGCGCGGCGCCCGCGGACUGCGUGACCGUGAACGCGGUGUUAAUAAAGGUGUGACCGGCCCUCCUGGUCUGGCGCCGCUGGGACCACUCACUCUGGCUUCCAGUUCCCUAACUGCGCGGUGGCCUGAUGCGUUCCUCUCCUCCUCCGCCGGCCCCAGCUGCCCCGCAAGUGGGCCACACCGGUAUCCUCCGCCGGCGCUGGCAGAGACGGACGUCGCCCGCACGGACAGAGGCUGCCAGAGCAGGAAAGGAGGCCAGCAGGGAGGAGCUGGGCGACCACGGGGUGUAGCCCGGAGGGCCAGCGUGCGAUGACCUGCGGUCAGGACAGCCACUGGGGCGGGGGCGGGGGAGAGUGGGGCUGCCACCAAGGGCCACGGGAGGAGUAAUUUUUAAUAUAAUUUCCAACAGAGAAAAGUUGCUGAGUACAGAGAACUCCCGUUUACCGAGAUUCCGUCCCCAGAUCUGUCUGCAUUUUUCCCUGAACCACUUGAGAUUCGGUUCAUUAUGCCCCUUCAGUUAAAGGAUUUAAAAAUCCUUAGUGUUCCUGAGCACAAGAAUGUUCUACCUCACCCCGGUACGAUGACCCAAAUCUGAAAAUUUAGUACAGAGAAAACCGUAUUCGCUAAGCCCCAGCUCCUACGAAAAUGUCGGCUGUCCAGCUCUCCGGGGUGCACGGGGAUGGCCUUCAGCUCUCCCGCCGUGUGCCCAGGCUGGCCAGUGGGAUGCCCCUCGGUUGUGGCUGUGGGAGGUCCAGCAGCUCCUGGGGGAGGCCAGGUCCCGCAUACGGUCAGUACUGACCCAAGGGCUGGGGACUUCAUCCUGACCACUGAGGGAAGGUUCUUACAAAUCCGGGGUCUUUGGUUGCACCCUGGGGCCAGCGCCUGCUAGGCCCAAGCAGGAGGUGGUUGCGGCCUGGGUACUCCAGGUGCCUGGGAGGGCAGGACUGGGGGAGCCUUGGGGACUCGCCGGGGCAGCUGCCCCCGCUGUGGCAGGGGUCCGAGCAGCAGGUCCUGAUGGCCCGGUCAGCCUUAAAAUAAAACUGCCAGUUACUCUACAGAAACAGGUUUGUUCAGCAUCAAAGACCGAGACCAGCUGUGGGGACACAGUUUCAGAGAAGGAAGGGGGCGCUGGCGGGCUGCUG